AUGGACGGGACACCUUUAGAGGGCUGGUUCUUCCCUGCCGACUCGGACUUGCUCGUUAUUGCAAAUCAUCCUUUGUGGUUCAACCGUUAUGGCUUUCCAGCGCAUCUAGACACCUGGAAGCAGAUCGGCGCCGCGGGCGGAAAUGAUUUCGAAGUCGACUUUAUGCCUGAUUACCGCCACCUCCACGACGCUGGUUACAAUGUGCUCUGCUAUGACAUGCGCAAUUUUGGCCAUAGUGGUGCGGCAAACGGUGGCGUGGGUAGUAAUGGUAUUUAUGAGGCUCGUGAUGUUGUGGGUUCCCUCCAGUACGUUAGGUCUCGGGAAGACCUUCGUGACAUGAAGGUGGGCCUCUUUAGUCGUUGCUGUGGAGGCAAUGCCACCAUGAUUGCCAUGACCAAGUACCCCAAAUUCUUCAAGGAUAUUCGAUGUAUGGUUACUCCGCAACCUGUCUCAUUGCGUCCGUUCUAUGAGAGGAUCACCGAGAUACUUGGAAUCCCCGACAGGAUUGAUGAAAUCGAGGAGCAAAUUCGAUUGAUCACCAGUUUUAGCUUUGAUGAAAUGUCACCGAUCGAGCACGCCAAAAAUGUUAACGUACCGACAUUUAUCGCCCAGGUUCAUGAUGAUGCUCUCACAAAGCCGAGCGAUGUGCAGCAGAUCUUUGACAAUAUUCCUGUUGCGGACAAGAAGCUCUUUUGGAUCGAGGGCACUACGCGCCGGUGGGAUGGUUAUACCUACUUUCCGAGGCAUCCAGAGCAGAUGAUUGAGUGGUUCGACAAGCACAUGAAGUAG
Messenger RNA from Aspergillus tanneri, 789 nucleotides. Its product is annotated as alpha/beta hydrolase family protein. Lineage: Eukaryota; Fungi; Ascomycota; Eurotiomycetes; Eurotiales; Aspergillaceae. The record is from RefSeq and is a predicted model, not a curated record. Bases 1 to 789 code for a protein of 262 amino acids. Gene Ontology annotation, biological process: proteolysis. Gene Ontology annotation, molecular function: serine-type peptidase activity. The transcript has a single exon.